Messenger RNA from Chara braunii, 3104 nucleotides. Lineage: Eukaryota; Viridiplantae; Streptophyta; Charophyceae; Charales; Characeae. The record is from the annotation of a GenBank genome assembly.
GCAAUAUUCUUCAUCCAGUACGGUGAGUAGUAGUAGCAGUAGCUUCUGGGCCUGGUGUUCCCUCAACAAGGAUGGCUGAUGAUAAUCAAUAUGGAGAAACAGAAACAGGGCCUCAGCUGCUGUGCAGACUUGAUAUAACCUUGCCUGACGUUUCAAGGCUUAUGCCGAAUGUAGUGCGGACUCUGCAGAUUGAUGUGCACCCUCAUGAGCCAUGGGUUCUAUGCACUCGUACUAAUUAUUGCCUGAUCCAAGUCUGGAACUAUGAAGAUGGGACACAGGUCGCCUCAGGGGAAGUUCAAGAGGCAGUUGGUGAUGCAAAAUUUCUGAUGCAGAGAGACUGCCAGUGGAUUGUGGUGCAGAAUUACUCUCGCAGACGCUUUGACAUCUAUGAACUGAAAUCCUCAAACUGGCAACACAUAACACGCGUAGAGCAAUCGCCAGCUUCUAAACUUGUUUAUGGAUCCAUGGCUGUCCGUGAGAGCUUACCCUACAUACUAACGUUUAACGAGUAUGAUGUCAUUUUACUGGACUGGCGGGAGAGUCGGGAUGAGAUUAAGCUCAUGCAUCAUCGCGGUAAAGUAACUGCAGUGGCAUUUCAUCCAAUAGAGUCGGGUAUCUUUGCAAUCGCAAGAGAUGACAGCACCAUCACGAUAUGGGAUCUUGGGAGCAUGUCCAUUGUUAGGAGGUUCUACACAGAACGUAAUUCAAUUGUGACAAUGGUUGAAUUCUGUGGCCGAUUCUCGAAAAAGUCACUGCUGAUUACAGCACACAGCUCGAAGAGUGAAUAUCUCCCAACUCCAGCCAUAGUAAGCGUCAUCGACUUCAGAAGAGGAGUUUGCCUUGCCAAGCUGACCGGGCAUUCUAGGGAUGUGAAGUCAGCCUUUCUGCAUCCACGAUUGCCUUACCUCUUUAGUGCAUCAUCUGACGGAGAAAUUCGAGUAUGGAGUGAGAGGGACUAUCAGCUGGUGGCAUCUUAUGUCUGUGAAUCGUCAUUUCUUGAAGGCAUGGCUCUCUGCAGACAGUCUGAUCUGCUCAUCGUUGCUGGUAGGGAAAAGUUUUCUGUGAUGGAGGUAGAGGAAGGAAGAAAAACAUGGGCGUCGGAGACAAGGAUGGAGGACCGGGAAAAGGAAGCAGCGCAUGCCAAGCUGGACCUCGAGACAAAAAUCAGAAAUGUUGUAGCGGAAAUGGAACUCAAACGUAAGAGCGAAAUUAUUGACGACUUGAGAGCUCAGCGUAAGGAGGAGGAGAGAACUCAAGCAGAGAGGGUGAUGAAGCUGGAGUCGGCGGUGACCGGGUUGAAGGCAGCGGUACAGAGCCUGGAGGCGGAAGGAACGAGCAUAAAGGAUGAGAGAGCUGCACUUCUAGAGAAGCUUGCGAGGUCAGAGCUGGAACUAGAGACAAGAAUCGGAGAUGUCGUACGCAAAAUGAAAGUGAAGUGCAAGAGCGAAAUUAUCGAUGACUUGAGAGCCCAGCAUCAGGAGGAGGAGAGAGGCCAAGCAGAGAGGGUCUGGAAGCUGGAGUCAGUGGUGAACAGUUUGAAGGCACUGGUGCAGAGUCUUGAGGCGGAAGGAACGAGCAUGAAGGACGAAAGGGCCGCACUUUUCGACAAGCUUGAGAAGACAAAGAUGGAGUGCGAGAGAGUGAUCGAGGAACUGACAGCCAAUCAUCAGCCAAAAGAAAAGGCCCAAAAGGAGAGGCAGCAGCCCCUGGGGACGGAGGCGGACACGUCCGGAACUGGAGCUGAAGAACUAAAGACCGUUCAAGUUGUGGAGACGAAGCUUGAAAUGUCAGUGCGGAGGGCUGAGCAGCUUGAGUGCGAGAGAGCUGAAGUGAAUGAGAGACUGGAGAAAUCUGAGAAAAGGAUUGAGAAACUGGAGAACAAGAUGGAGGCAGAAGCUGCAGAACUGAAAGCCGCUGCAGAGAAGCUCGAGUGCGAGAGAGCGGAACUCCUCGAGAAAUUAGAGAAAUCUGACAAACGGAUCGAGAAACUGGCGCAAAGGUUUGCUGAAGAGCUUUCUCUGCAAGAGCCUCUUCGAGAAUAUUCGUUGAGAGAGGUCCGGGAUGCAACGAACAACUUUGAUGCAUCGAACAAGUGUGGCAGCGGCAGUCAUGAGGGAUCAUGUCUUUACAGAGGGAAACUAUGCGAUGGUACAAUGGUUUUGGUAAAGAAAUCCGGGACCUUGUCAUGUAUGCAGGAGAUGCACUCUGCCAAGUUUAAGACAGAGGUGGUGGAUAUUUUGCACACACUACAUCACCCCCAUUUAUUAACGCUCUUGGGAGUUUGCUACGGAGGAGGCUGUCUCGUGUUCGAGCACAUGCGGAACGGAAGCGUGAAGGAACAGAUUGGCAAUGCGGAGAAUACCGUACCAGGAUUCAUGCCCUCGCAUGUUCGCUUUCGAACAAUGGUGGACGCUGCCAGAGCGGUGCACUUCCUUCAUUCGAGUCGAUUGGCAAAUGGCAGUCCCAUUAUCCACUGUGCCAUCAAGCCAGAAAACAUUUUUUUGGAUGACAACUUUGUGGCCAAGAUUGGUGACAUCGAUCAGGCGCUGCUCGUCCCAGAAAAAUGUGUCCAACAAAAGUCAACAAAAGGAUCCGAGGAUGAGGGCUCACAUUCGACAUUCCUGUUCCUACAAGCCAAUGCCCAGUAUGUGGCCCCAGAAUUGUGGCAGUCGCAGGUGUUCGACGAGAAGACCGAUGUGUAUGCGCUUGGUGUCACCAUUUUGGAGAUGCUGACUGGAAAGUUUGGGAGGGCAAUCGGGGUAAUCCAAUGCGCUAUGGAGGAGGGGGAGGAGGAUGCAGUGGCUUUUGAAAAAGCCUUGGACCACAAUGCAGGGGCUUGGAAUGUUGAGCUGGCAAAGGAAGUGGCGAAGUUGGGGUUAAGGUGUGUCAGCCUAGAUAGACACAAUCGCCCCAACAUGAUGGAAGAAGGUGUAGGAAUUCUUCCUGUGCUGGGGGGAGUUGCGCUCAAGGUAGUCGUCGCAGAGGCAGUGGAGGUGAACGAGAAACUUUGAGGUGUGAAUGUACUUUGGAAGUUUGGAAAUAACUGAGUGUUGCGAUGAUCUGAUCAUAAAGAUCGAUGAGGUGGAUAAAGUCUUUUAGGUGAA